Molecule: messenger RNA, 1477 nt
Organism: Setaria italica (foxtail millet)
Lineage: Eukaryota; Viridiplantae; Streptophyta; Magnoliopsida; Poales; Poaceae
Product: probable WRKY transcription factor 35
Exons: 3
Coding region: 139-1287 (382 amino acids)
Biological process (GO): regulation of DNA-templated transcription
Molecular function (GO): DNA-binding transcription factor activity; sequence-specific DNA binding
Source: RefSeq, a predicted model, not a curated record
CAGCAGAUCGAUCGAUCCAUUCCAUUGAGAAGCCAUAAUUAAGUAGCCGCCUACCUAGAGCUAUCAGUAAGCCGGCCGCAGCAACAUAUUCGAUUCGAUCCGAUCUUUGGGCCGGAGCAAUUAGCAGCAGGCAGGCAUAUGGAUAUGGAGGAGGAGCAGCUGCUGCAACAAGGAUCAGCCGCUGUGCCGCCGCCGCUCGAGAGCAGCAAUUAUUGGCCGAGCAGCAGCAGCAGCGAGGAGGCGGCGGCGGCAGAGGACGACGGACCUCGGCGCCGGCGGGAGUCCAUGGUCAACAGGCUCAUCUCCACGGUCUACUCCGGACCCACCAUCAGCGACAUAGAGAGCGCGCUCUCCUUCACCGGCGGCGAUCACCUUGUUGCUGCUCCUCCUCCUCCGGCGGUCAUGGACUCCACCACCAGCAGCCCAGUGGUUUUCUCCCCGGAGAAGGUGCUGAGCAAGAUGGAGAACAAGUACACGCUCAAGAUCAAGACCUGCGGGAACGGCCUUGCGGCAGAGGAUGGAUACAAGUGGAGGAAAUACGGCCAGAAAUCCAUCAAGAACAGCCCCAACCCAAGGAGCUACUACCGUUGCACGAACCCUCGGUGCAACGCGAAGAAGCAGGUGGAGCGCUCGACGGAAGAGGCGGACACGCUGCUCGUCACCUACGAAGGCCUCCACCUGCACUACACCUUCAACUACUCACCCCAACAACACCACCUGCUGCUGCCUCCGCCUCCACCAAGCUGCAGCAGCAAGAAGCCCAAGCUGCACCCGCGCGGCGGCCCACUUGCAGAUGCUGAUGCAGGAGCAGCAAUCCUCCAGAACAGCAGCAGCAGCCCGGCCCAAGAAGAGUCUAUGAUGAGCAGCAGCACCACGAGCAGGUCGUACUAUGCUCCAGCUUUGGGUGCCUCAUCACCACCAUCAUCAGAAGCAGCAGCAGCAGCUGCUUGUUAUUUCGACAAUGCUACUACUAGUAAUAAUGAAGACGGGCUGCUUGGGGAGGUGCAGUUCCUUCGGCAGCAGCAGCAGCAGCAAGACUACUGCUGCUUUGUUGACUUUGAGGAGCAGCAUCGUCGUCAGCGGAUGGCUAACAGCAACAGUAGUAACGGCGGCGGCCUGCUGGAAGACGUUGUUCCGCUGCUUGUCCGGCGCCCAUGUAUCAGCAGCAGCUCCAGCUCGCCGGGGAUCACCACCACCGCCGGCAGCCCGUCGCCGUCCCUGUCCACGUCGUCCUCCGUCUCAUGGAACCCCUACAUCGACAUGGCCAUGCUCUCCAACAUCUUCUGAUUGCAAUUGUGCAUGAUGCAUCAUCUUCUCAUUACUAUAUAUAACAACUAGUUCGAUAUAUAGAUAGAAUAUUAUAUAGACAAGUAUUAGUAGUAUUAAGCGUAUGCAUUAUUCGAGUAUACUAUUGUACGUUCCUGUAUGUACGUGCUGCAUCACUAGGGAAUAAUCCAAAGGAAAAAAUUUAAAUGUU